ACAUUUAAUCUCUAAAUUAAAAGAGAUAAUUACGGAGAACUACCAAGUAAAAUGGGUAUUAAUGAUGGUUGUGAGUGCAACAAGAGCUUCUCCAGCAGCUACAUGCUUGUGAAGCCACAAGAAGCGAAGAUCUUGGACUUGGGUCGCCUCCUGUUUUCAAAGAACGUCAAGAAAAGGAAAUUUGUAGAUUCUAGUCACCCCAAUGAAUUCAAUUUCUGGCACAGAUUCUUCAUCUCUCUCUCCAUCAUCGUUCUAAAGUUUCUCCAACUGUUUGCCACUCCACUUGCUUUGCUUGGUUUCUGCCUCGAGUUCAUCCUAAACUUUUUGUCAUCCAACGAUGGCUUCUUCGGCAUCCUCCUCAAUGUCUUACGAUUGAAGUUGAAAUUACCGGAGAGCUCAUCAGCGGAGUACCAGUCGGUGAUUGGUCAUUUGGAUGGAAGGAUAAUGUUAGACAAAAAUAUAAAGCCCGGAGAUGUCAAUUACUUCGGAGCUCUUUGCAUGAUGGCUUCUAAACUUGCUUAUGAGAAUCAGGCUCGCGUUCAACAUAUUGUCAAUAACGUUUGGGAGAUGGAAUUCUUGGGAUUUUUCAACUUUUGGAAUGAAUACGAAGAAAAAGGCUCAACACAAGUCUUCAUGAUGCGGGAUACAAAAGUUGAUCAGCACGAUACUAUCAUCGUCUCCUUUAGAGGUACAGAGCCAUUCAGUGCCGAUGAUUGGUGCUCUGAUUUUGACAUCUCCUGGUACGAGAUCAAAGGCAUCGGAAGAAUUCAUGGAGGAUUUAUGAAAGCACUCGGCUUACAAAAGUCCACUGGAUGGCCCAAAAAAAUAGACCGACAAGAUCAAGAAAGACAUCCUUUGGCCUAUUACACCCUCAGAAAAAGGCUUAAAAAACUUAUGAAAGAAAAUGAGGGUGCAAGGUUUGUGGUCACUGGGCACAGCCUAGGUGGGGCUUUGGCUAUAUUAUUUCCUUUUAUUUUGGCAUUUCAUGACCAACAGUUACUGCUCGAAAGAUUAGAAGGAGUGUACACAUUCGGACAACCUCGGGUUGGAGACUGCAAAUUAGGAGAGUUUAUGUUGAAAACAUUCUCGCAUUACAAUAUUCGUUACUACAGAUUCGUCUAUGGUUUCGAUAUGGUCCCUAGACUACCCCUUGACGACAAGGCCUUGAUGUUCAAACACUUUGGAUCCUGUAUUUAUUUCGACCGAAACUAUGUUCCAAAGGUUCUUGAAGAAGAGCCAUUCAAGAACUAUUUCUCGAUCUUGGGAGAAGUGGUGAUGAGAAUACAAGCAUGUUUUGAAAUAGUGAGAAGCUUCACGAUUGGACGGAGAAGGGGAAAGGAGUAUGAGGAAAGAGUGCUUUUGAGAAUUGUGAGGUUGUUCGGACUACUAUUGCCUGGAAUUCCUGCUCAUUGUCCUCAAGAUUAUAUAAAUUCCACUCGCUUGGGUUCUCUGAACAAUGUCAUUUCUUUUUCCAAGACCGAGUAUGAUGUCAAGAUUCAGUAGUAAUUAUUUUUUCUUUUUCUUUUUAUAAUAAAAGUAAUAACUCUUGUGUUAUAAGAUAGAAGAUGGGAGAUUCUUCGUAGUUAUUAUUAAAAAUAUAUCUUUUUACCAUAA
Molecule: messenger RNA, 1614 nt
Organism: Cucumis sativus (cucumber)
Lineage: Eukaryota; Viridiplantae; Streptophyta; Magnoliopsida; Cucurbitales; Cucurbitaceae
Exons: 5
Coding region: 52-1503 (483 amino acids)
Biological process (GO): lipid metabolic process
Molecular function (GO): triacylglycerol lipase activity
Source: RefSeq, a predicted model, not a curated record